Molecule: messenger RNA, 2666 nt
Organism: Papilio xuthus (Asian swallowtail)
Lineage: Eukaryota; Metazoa; Arthropoda; Insecta; Lepidoptera; Papilionidae
Exons: 8
Coding region: 372-2186 (604 amino acids)
Source: RefSeq, a predicted model, not a curated record
CGGUGCCCCUGCCUGAAGAUGAGGAACUGCACGGGUUCCUGCCCUUAGAGGAAGCUUUUAAAGGUCUCAAGUUCUCGUACCACACCACGUGGGACACGUACGGCGGCCGACUGCCGGACAUUGACACCGGACAAGACGGCGACACAGGAAGUCCUUCGAGUAUCGCGGCCUCGUGCUUCAGCAGCGAGCCCGAGCUGGAGGACAAGGUGCGCGCACACAGGCUCGUCGCACUCGGCAAACAGCUCGCCGAGCAGCACGCCGAACAUUUUACAUGCGAAACCGGGGAAGACGGUACGGUACGGUUCAGUGCGUCAGCUGUGGGCGGGGAGCAGCUGCGGCGCGCGUUGGCCGAGCUGAGCGCCGCCGCGGAGAUGGGGGUGGGGCGCGGCGCUGCGGGGGGCGGGGCCGACGACAGUGAAGACGAGGCCCCGCCCCCGCCACCGCCCAUCAUUAUAUCAGAAGCUGACUUUAGGGAGAAAGUGCGGGAGAAACGCGUGGGCAUAUUGAAGCCGCAGGGGUCGCUGGAGCGCGCGCGUGAGGAGCGGGCGCGGGAGGAACGCGCCAUCGUGCAAGAGGAACUUUUGCCUCUGGAAAUUGAAGAAGAGAGCAGCAAAAGCGAGGACAAGAAGGAGGGCCGCAAGGCGCGCAUCAACAUCGCUAUGGCCGCCAUCAUGCGCAAGCAGGAGGAGACAAACAAGCAGGUAAAGUUUGCGUCACCGCCGCCGACACCUGACUCAUUGACCGAGGGCAGCGAGUCCGGGACCAAGGAGACAGACAAGCUUAAGGUGCUGCAGCCCAAGGCCAUCAAGUCCCUUAGCAACCUGCCCCUCGGCAGGAAGACAGGCGGCAUUCUCUCGCUUAAGGACAAGUCCGCCGGCUACCCUCACCUCGUCAACACAGACCCCGAACCGCCUAAGAAAACUGAAAAAGACGAGAAAAAGGAUCCCAAGCCCAACAACAACACGAACCAAAACUCCCAACAGAGUUACCCACAGAAAUGGCAGGACCAUCCGCAGCAGAACUGGACCGUUCAGACCCCACCGUACAACGAACCACGCGUCGGCUUCCAAAAGACCUACGGCAUCCAGAGCGCAGGCCUCAGCUACAACCCCAACUACCAGAGCGCACCAGGCUUCGGACAGGGCAUACGACUGCCCGUCGUCAACCCGAAGGAGAUAGACGUGAGGACCGCGGCGCUGCAGAAGCAGAACUCCCGCCCCGAGCUCUUCCAGGAGGGGCACAAGUUCGCCAAUCACGUGUACCAGAUGUCCAGCGACAAGAAGAACUUCCUCAACGACCUGCCGCCGCGCUUCGCCAAUCAGUACCGCUACUGGCACAACGCGCCGGACACCCAGCCCAACGAGAACAAAUUCAGAGAUGAGAACUUCACAAACAACGCGACCUUCGAGCCCCAGCCUCUGCGCAGCUGGCCCGCCCCCCAGCCGGAGUACCCGCAGCCGAUGACCUGGUGGAAGCCGGAGAAUUCGCAGGUCUUCAACGCGAACUUCUCCGCCCCAAUGAACGUCCAACCAAACUUCUAUUCCCCGUCUCCGAUCACUUCCAACACCCCAAAUCCCUACCUAAAUCUGACCUACAACCAGAACCAGGCCCAGAAACCUGACAAUGUGAAUCCUAACUGGCAGGCAACGAUCGGUCAGGCUCAAAUGCCGACGCUCCAAAACCUGGUGACGUCACCUAACUUCAGCGGCGCACUGAACAACUUCGGGUCGUACGGCGGCGGCGCGGGCGCGGGCGCGGGCGCGGGGGUGGGAUACGACGCCGCCAUGUACCCGCAGUUCGCCAACAAGCUCGCCUUCCCCCCCGCGGCACCGCCCCCGCCCCCGCACACCCUUAAACUCGACAAGCCUUACCCCGGCAAGGACGUGGACGACGCGAUUAACUUCGGUGGCAAUGUUUUAGAUCUACAGCAGAGAAAUAUUAACUAUAAUAACAUGAACCAGGACGUCGGCGCAGCUAAUACAUUGGACCAGGUGAGCGAGAGUGGCGCCGCGGGCGUGUGUGCGGGCGGCGCGGGGAACACGUACUCGUUGUUCAGCGCCGCGUCCGAGCCCGCCGCCUGGCCGCAGCGACAUCCGCAUCAGUCCCUGUGGUCGGGCCCCGGACCCUCGCCAUUGGAGCGGCUGCUGGAGCAACAGAAGCAGAUGCAGCCCCCGGCCAAGCAGUGAACGCACCAUGUACUACUUAACUUACCAAAAAUAUAACUUAUAUGGUGACACUGUUUGAUGUGUCUGUCGCACUGUUUAAGUUGUAAAAAUAAAUCUUUAUUGGUUAUGAAGAAAUUUAAUGUCGAAAAAAAUGUUUGGCCGACGGAAAUUUCUUAAAUUUUAUUUUCCUUAUAUGAAGUAACAUUCAGCGGCAUUUUUUGGGUGUUGCUGAGAAAUUUUCAAAUCUUUAGUGGUAAUAUUACAGUCCCGAAUUUAGUUUUUUUUAUAAAACAUUGAUUGAAAAGAAAGACUUGCAGUUUUUUCUCAGGUUUUUUCUCUUUCACACACCGUUAUUCCUGUAUGCGUUCGUCUCGUUCACUCACGAGUGAUUGUUCUUGGUCUUGGAGUAUUCUUAAAAGUUCCAAUGUUGGUAUUAAAAUUUUAUGUAAAUAUGUAACAAAAUUUCAUAACCAAAAAUAGUAAAUUGUUUUUUUUUAAAUG